Messenger RNA from Coccomyxa subellipsoidea C-169, 1179 nucleotides. RefSeq lists its product as hypothetical. The transcript has 15 exons. Lineage: Eukaryota; Viridiplantae; Chlorophyta; Trebouxiophyceae; Coccomyxaceae. The coding region runs from base 1 to 1179 and encodes 392 amino acids. The record is from RefSeq and is a predicted model, not a curated record.
AUGAGUGGCAAAUACAAAGCAGUCCUCUGCUGCAUAGCAGGGCUGCUGCUGUGCUGCCGUCCUUCACUUGCAGAGGCUCUGAGGAUAUUCCCUAGCUCAGGCCUCCCUGCCAGAGCUGCUGACUUCUCACAGCUGCCAUUUUCCAUCCCCAUUGCAACAGCUGGUGGAUUGCCGCCGCCACCCUAUGGCUACCAGCCAGCUCCACCUCCCUACUACAGUCCUGGGCCCCCAUCUUACGGCCCAUCGCCCUACACACCGCCUCCCUACUCACCACCCCCCUACAGCCCACCCGCCUAUGCGGGGCUGAUGAUUGUUGUUCCCCUUGGCCCUGGCCCCGCCAUACAGCCCUCCCUCCCAUGGUCCCCCAUCUUACUCACCUCCUCCAUCGUACUCUCCACCGCCACCGCCAUACAGCCCUCCCACCUACGGGCCCCCAUCUUACUCACCUCCUCCAUCGUAUUCUCCACCGCCACCGCCAUACAGCCCUCCCACCUAUGGGCCCCCAUCUUACUCACCUCCUCCAUCGUACUCUCCAUCGCCACUGCCAUACAGCCCUCCCACAUAUGGGCCCCCAACCUACUCCCCACCGCCACCGCCAUACAGCCCUCCCACCUAUGGGCCGCCGCCUUACACACCUCCUCCCUGCCACUGCCCGCCCCCCUACAGCCCGCCACCCUAUGGGCCGCCGCCUCCGUCCUACUCUCCUCCACCACCCCCGUCCUACUCUCGACCAUCGCCUCCGUCCUACUCUCCACCAUCGCCACCAUCCUACUCCCCACCGCCGCCCCCGUCCUACUCUCCACCAUCGCCUUACUCACCACCGCCGCCCCCGCACAGUCCUCCCACCUACGGGCCGCCGCCUUACUCAUCUCCCCCUUCCUACCUUCCGCCCCCGCCGCCGCACAGCCCACCCACCUACGGGCCGCCCUCAUACAGCCCUCCUCCCUACUACUCACCGCCCCCCUACAGCCCACCAACCUACGGGCCGCCGACAUACGGGCCUCCUGGCGGCUACUCGAGCCCACCGCCCCCGAGCUACGGCUCGCCUCCGCCCUACGCGCACAGCCCGCCCCCGCCCCCGUAUGGCCAGGACAUCCCUGCCCAGUAUUACGUCAACCAGAGCUCAGGAUUCUCCAGCUCUGCGUGAGUCCUCAAGAAGCAGAAGAAGCGCUCCUGUGA